UUUGAGAGAGAGCAAGAGAUCUGUUCUUCCGGUUUCUGAUAAUCUGAAUACCAAGAACAUAGGCUGCUUCACCCAAAUCUUUCAUAUCGAAUUGAGUGUUGAGCCAUUCCUUGAUGUGAGUCAUUUUCUUGACAUUGUUUCCAAUGAUCAAAAUGUCAUCAACAUAAAGGACCAGGAAUACUACUACUUGGUCUUCCUUGAGUUGGUAAACACAAGGUUCAUCUUCAUUCUGAAGAAAGCCGUAGGUCUUGAUAAUUUCAUCAAACCUUUUGUUCCAUGAGCGAGAAGCUUGCUUAAGUCCAUAGAUAGACCUAUUUAAUUUGUAAACUUUCUUUUCCUGCCCAGGAAGAACAUAACCUCACUACUACAAUGUUAGCCUUUAGAGGCAGUUUUUUCAACCCCAUUUAUAAAAAGGGAAGCUAAAGGGUGUGAAAAUACCCGCUAUGUUCGAAAUUGACAUUUAGAGGCAGUUUUUUGAUAAAAACCGUAGGUAUAAAAUUGCAUUAUACCAUUUAGAGGCGGAUGGAAAUUAAUUUUUUUUUUUCUGAACUACCCUAUGCCGUCGGUUCCUGCAUAGGAACCGACGGCAUAGGGUACAGGAUAUCCUGACACGUGUACCCUAUGCCGUCGGUCCCUAUGAAGGAACCGACGCCAUAGGGUCGACCUCUGUAUAUACCCUAUGGCUUCGUCUUCCUCCUUCAUUUCACUCAACACCCACCAAAAACCAGAGAGAAAAACACCAGCCCAAACCCUUGCCGACCCACCUUCUCCCCACCCUAGCUCCCCCAUUUCUCAACCAUUUGAGCCCAUUUUUUUUUAAAAAUCCUCCAUUUUCGAUACUUAAUAACAUACACCUAAAAAGUUUUGAUUUUUUACCCUCUUUGAGUGUCAUCCGAACCCAAAUAGUAAAGUUUGGGUGUGAAAUCCGGCCACCCAUUUUUCUUGAGAAAUCUUUGAAUCUCAACCUCGUUUAAGUGCCGGAAUUUUUUACGGUGGUCGUCGGAUUGCGGUUAUUAGGGGUUCGGCAUAAUUUUGUGUGUAGCGUAUUUGGGCUUGCAAUUAUAGACAUGGCGAACUCGGAAUCAGGAUCUGAUUCGGGAGCAGAAAAUGAGUGUCCAACCACAAUACCUACACGAGGGCCGACGCAAAUGAAUGAAAUAUCCAAACUAAUGGAUCGGGGCAAAAGAGUGGCCCUCGAAGUUAAUGAUAAAGGUCAAUACUGUGGAAAAAGCUAUGCGAAGCUCGUAUCCACUCUAGGAGUCAGAUGUCGGCAGACAAUAGGGUUGGCCUAUAAAAACUGGAAAGAAGUCAACCCGACUCUGAAAAAUAAAGUUUGAAAAGACAUUCAGACGGGGUUCAUUGUGCCGGACACCUUCAAACAUGAUUGUCUCAUCCUAGCUGGGAAGUUAAUGAAAGACUUCAAGAAUAGGAUGACAAAAGACAUCAUAAUGCCCGCGUUGAAAGAGAAUGAUCUGGGACGACUGGCACAAGUCCCUGAAAAGCACCCCGAGAUCGACGCUGCUGAUUGGUGCAAAUUUUUUGAAAGUCGACUAACUCCUGAAUUUCUGGAAUUGAGUAAGGUGCAACGUGAACGUUCCUCAAAAAUUCAAUCCAGACAUCGAAGUGGUCGGAGUGGAAUGGUGAACGUACGGGAAGCUGUGAAAAAGGACCUCGAAGUUGCAGAUCCCCCCCGCCACCGUGUUUGGAUUAAAUCUCGCACCUAGAGUAGAAAACUUGUCACUGAUUACGACAAGGAAAUUGCAGAGAAGAUAGCUCAAUUAGAGGAGAAGCUUAGUCAGGGACAAAUUCAAGUCCAGGGCCAAAACGAUAUCCUGACGCAGGCGCUCGGGACACCAGAGCAUCCUGGACGUGUGAGGGCUGCUGGGUUCCUGACCAGGGCAUCUCAACUGUUCGGCAGGAAGAAAAGGGAAGUGUCUGAUGUUGUGGCUCGGGAAGCGAAGGAGAUUGAAAAAUUAAAAGCCGAAGUCCAAUCCCUUAAGCAGCAGAGAAACGCUGCCGAACAAGAGGAAGAAGGAGAGGUGGCUGGUGAGGCGUAUGUUCCACAACCAUACGCUCCUCAGGAUGAGGUACAACCACAAAUUUAUGCUGAGGAGUUUAUUUCCCUCAACGACCAAGGUAUCCUAUACAAUUUUGAUGACCAUGCGGCCCUUAAUCAGCAAGUACAUCUCUGCUCUGACAACAUCGACAAUAUUGUGGCCCGAGCGUAUCUGUACGAGCAUGUGGGUAUGAUCAAAGUUCACUGCCAGGAGUACGAUGAUUCACAUGCCCGGAUUAUGGUUUCGGAAAUCCUGCAAGAGGACGCUGAAAUCCCAGUCCCAAUUGAAGAGUGCAGAUAUGUUAGGGACAUAUACCAGAUGUUCCUUCCUUGGCCUAAACACUUAAUUUUAACAACCGAGGGUCCACUCGCUCAACCGCCCUCAAGACGUGAUGCGUCAAAGGGGAAAGCUCCGAUGCUUUCUCCACAAGGCCGUGGUGCACGGGAAGAUGACUUGUUCACGGAAGAGAAGAUGGCGUUGAUCCCUAAUUCGCUAAAAUGGAUGAUUCAUGAAUUCCUGAGGCUCAAAGAUAAACGUGAUAUAAUCACAAUUCCUAUCCCCCGAGGAUUCAUUGCACCGCGUACCCAGAUCACGUUAUCUGGAGAGGAUUUGCAGCAGGUUGCUACGUGUGACUACAUCGGCAACCAGGGAAUGUUGUUUGGAAUGAUGCACAUAUGGGAGAGCAUCAACGGUCUGAGAAAAUUUUUCAAGUUUUACGACCCAGAGCUUCUCAUAGUGCAUGGGAUCAACGAUGAAGAAAAGAGUCAGUCUUUUGACGAUGCGGCAAGACGAUUGGCUAAUUGGUUAUCAUUAAUGAACAACAACCACCAAAUGUUCUUUAUUCCUUGGAAUAUCGGGAUGCAUUGGACGCUAGUGGUGGUUACGCCAAGGAAAAUUAUCCAUUUAAACCCUAUAAGUGGCCGCCCAAUUCCCGAAGUAAUAGAACAAAUGAUCGGAAGGGCAUUCAUGUAUAUAGGGAACGCACAUGACUAUCUUGGCCCGUUGCAAGGAAUUAACCAAGCAAACUGUCCAAAACAACCUAAAAGCCAAGAAUGCAGUUUUUAUGUUUUGAAAUAUAUCACUGACAUCGUCGCACGUGCCAACCCCAGCCGUUACAUACAAGAUCAAAAAGCUUUUGGGGGUAAGAAGCAAUACGAUCCAAAAACAGAAUUGUUACCACUACAGCGAAAGUGGAUCGAACAAUUGAUGGCGGUGAUUCACGGUGACGAUUGAGGUUCAAAGGUCGAAGAAAUUUUCUUCAUUAUGUAAUUUUUAUAGAUUAACUUGUAGUUAGAUUUAUUAACUUAUUAAUAUUUUUUAACUAAUUUUACAUUAGUGUUUGUGUAAUAUUUAAUUACUUUUAUGAAAUCAAAUUAUGUUUUUACCCAAA
This is a messenger RNA of Cannabis sativa, 3447 nucleotides long. RefSeq lists its product as uncharacterized. The coding region runs from base 2247 to 3290 and encodes 347 amino acids. The transcript has 14 exons. Gene Ontology annotation, biological process: proteolysis. The record is from RefSeq and is a predicted model, not a curated record. Gene Ontology annotation, molecular function: cysteine-type peptidase activity. NCBI's taxonomy places the organism in Eukaryota, Viridiplantae, Streptophyta, Magnoliopsida, Rosales, Cannabaceae.